AUGUGCCAUCUCGAGAUGGUGUACCAAGAGCUUGGGAUUCAUGUCAAGUGGGGGGGGGUCGACUUAUCUGACAUGCGCUGCAUCGGAGCAUGGGAGAAUAAUGUUGCGAGGCAGCAGGUGGAUGCUGGAUAUGUCGAGUGCUCACCUGUGUUCUCAAUCGAGCUGAUGGUUGCAUAUGUCCUGCCUGAUGCAGUACAUUCCAACCCACCACUGCACGUCGCCUGGGUCAUCACUAUCACCAUCUCACCCACGCUCCAAGCUCGCGACACGACGUAA
Parastagonospora nodorum SN15 is the source of this 276-nucleotide messenger RNA. RefSeq lists its product as hypothetical. The record is from RefSeq and is a predicted model, not a curated record. Lineage: Eukaryota; Fungi; Ascomycota; Dothideomycetes; Pleosporales; Phaeosphaeriaceae. The transcript has 2 exons. Bases 1 to 276 code for a protein of 91 amino acids.